Clupea harengus (Atlantic herring) is the source of this 3107-nucleotide messenger RNA. It is a transcript of the gene mtdha, whose product is annotated as metadherin a. Lineage: Eukaryota; Metazoa; Chordata; Actinopteri; Clupeiformes; Clupeidae. Gene Ontology annotation, biological process: positive regulation of canonical NF-kappaB signal transduction; positive regulation of angiogenesis; negative regulation of apoptotic process. Gene Ontology annotation, cellular component: nucleus. Gene Ontology annotation, molecular function: transcription coregulator activity. The record is from RefSeq and is a predicted model, not a curated record.
AGUUGUUGUCCUGCUGAAUGCUGUUUGCCUGCCUGAUUGUUGGAAAGAUGGCAACGGACUGGCAAGGCCUAGCGUUGCAGCAAGCUGAACUCAUUUCCAGUCGUGUACGGACAGUCCUAUCCUUAGGUGUGAAGUUCCUCAAAACCGAGCUUGGAGUAGAACUAGACCUAAAGCCUGAGCUUUACCCGUCAUGGAUCAUUCUCUCGACUGUAUUCAUCGGUCUGUUUGUGGUAGUCGCUCUUUCGUGGAUAGCGGCCUGCAGCGGAUUCUUCGUUGGAAGAAAGCGGAGACCUAUCGUGAGUGAGAAUAGCGAUGUUGUGAAGGCCUCAUUAACUAAGAUGAUCAAAACCGAGGAACCCAAAAAGAAGAACAAGAAAAAAAUCAUUGAGAAGAAACCUCAGGCGAACGGUCGGACUUCAUCAGAUCCACCCGAGGAACUCAAAGUCGCAGAAGACAUCCCCAAGCUGCAAACUGAGAGUAAACUUGACAAGGUUAAGAAAAACAAAAAGAAAGCUAAACUUGAAGUGAAACCGACCCAGGCCCCUGUACCAUCCGUGGAAGGCAAAGAGCGAGAUGAAGGUGACUGGGAGAAGAUGGUCAGUAACAAGGAGAGGCGACAGCAGCGCAAGAAAGAGAAAGGCCCAAACGAUGAGAGUCCGGGAGCAGGGGACCGGAGGGUCCACCAGGGGGAGCCAGCACCAUCUGCUCCUCCAGCCUCCUCAGGCUCCAGGAAGAACAGAGAUUCCACACAUGCUAAGGCUGCUAAAGCGGACUCUGCUGUGGCCCAAGCUCCCAGCACCUGGACUGAGGUGCCGCCGGUGAACAGCGGAGGAUGGACAGACCCCACCUUGAAACCUAGAUCACCAGUGAACCAGGCCGACAGUGAGAAACGGUCAUCCACGAGGAAGCCAUCUGGGCACAGAAACUCUGAACCAGUGGGUGGGGCCCAGGAGACUGAAGGGUCUUGGAUGAAGAGUGAACUCAACCCUGUAAACUUUGCGCCGGGACUGAACUCUGGUGGUGAGCCAGUGUCCCAGCCAGCAGCGGACCUUCAGUGGAACAGUUCAGCCAAUGCUGACGAGUGGUCCGGCUUCAAUGGCUUGGUUGCUGUGGAUCCCAGCUCGGACUGGAACGCCCCGACAGAGUUGUGGGGAAAUUAUGAGGAGCCGGCAGUGGACACUUCUGCCCCUGCAGCAGCACUUGUCAGCCAGCAGUCAAUAGACUCAGAUGAUGACAAAGAGAAAGGUGAUGGAGGAAUGGGUGGAGCCACAAAAUCCAAGAAGAAGAAGAAGAAGAAGAAGAGUCCAGAGGAGGGGGAUGCUGCAGAGAUGGAGAGUGGGUCACCAAAACCACAGACAUACUCAGCCAUGGGGGAGUCAGGAUCUGCCAAACAGAGCACACCUCCCCCAGGAUAUCAGAAAAAAACAGACCAGCAUCCAGAACCUCUGAAGCAUGUGCAUAAAAAGAAGGCCAGGAGAGAGACCUGAUUGCAGGGCCUCGUCGUCAUGCCGAUGGCUGCCCUCAUGCAAUAAUCACUCAGUGCAGAAUUUAAUACCAGAAAUCACUGACUGUGCUCCUCAGAAAUCCAAAAAAAAGCACAUGGAAAAAAAACAUGAAAAAUGCUGAGUUGGAUCAGUACACUAGACAAACGCUGCAAAUCUGCUGCUCCAGUGAACUAAAUCCUGACUGUGUGCACUGUAAGCCACACUGCAGAGAGGAACGCUUUAGAGCUAAAUUGUCCUUUUUUUCCCCGCAGUGGGUGACAAUACAAAUCAUUAUUUUUAUCUCUAUUAUAAGUACUUUUGAAAGCUGUGUCUUAUAGGUAAUGUGAAGCUUUUCCUGGAAACACAAAAGACAUUUUAAAAGACACGCAUACUUUGAAUGUUUCUUUUUCUCUCAUCUUUCCUGUGGUGUUUUGGUACUGGUGAUUUGCACGCAGUAGUGUCGGUACCACAGACGUGUAGUAGUUGCUAUGAUAUCCCCCCCUGGAGGAGCCUGAUGCACUGCAGAGUGGACAGUAGGGACCACAGAGUCCCAUGUUUGGACUGAACAUGUGAGCUGAGGAGUUAAAGGGACAACCCAAGUAUGACAGAGAAUCUUACCUGCCACAGGGCUCCCUUUCAACACACUACAUAUGUUCUCCGUGUUUUUAAAAAUGUGACGUUAGAUUUGGCCUCCAUUGUACAUAUGUGUGCAUUUUCACAGUUUAUCAAAUGUUUGAAUUUAGUAAAGAAAUGCCAUCCAUGGUUCAGACCUGUGAUCUGUUUGCUUUAGCUUUAGUUGUGUGUGUUUUCUGUGAAGCCGCUCCAUGUCCGGUUCAAAGGGUUUUUCUCCUUUGACUCUUUGUGAUUGCACUGUGCCAUUGGCUGUACUGCACCCUGGGUGUUGUAUUUUUUGUUGGCUUUAUUGAGAAAAAAAAAGGUGAAAUGUGAAGAUUUUGCAUUGGACUUGAGGUGUUGAUGUAAUAUUAGAGGAUUGCUUGACAUAUUUAGAGCAGCUCUAAAAUCCAUGUCUCUUGACACUUUUAUCAGGUCUAUUCUGUUGCCUUAACCUGUAGUUUUAUAGUUCAUUGAAUCUUUGUUUGUUUGGUUGAUUGUUUUGUAUUUUUUGAACUGUACGAGUCCCCAUAGCAGGCUAUGGCCGCCCCAUUGAGUCUUUAGUGGGAUUUCUGUCAGAACAGCGCUAACUCUUGCAUGACUUUGAUAUACCAUCCAAUAUACCAUUACAUACAAUGGUCAGCAUUGAAUCAUUUUGCCUGUACACCAUUCACUGUAAAUAUUAUUUUAUGAGUGACAAGGGUCCACAGAGCCUUCAAACCUCCAGCUUGAGCCAAAUUGGAUUGAUGUCAGCUUUUGAGAAUGUGCAGUUUUAAAGCAGUCAUGUUUGAAGUCCCUUGGAGGUGUUCUGCCCUUGAUCAGUUGGGGAUCUCCGAGGUGCAUUCAGGUCCUGCACAGAGGUGACACAUGUUUGUGAUGGCAGAAGAUCACAUGAGCUUAUGUAUCUGUUGAUGCAGGCCUGCUGGUUUUAUGGAUUUGACACAACUACGUUUACUGAAGUUGAUGCAAUAUUUCUAUGUUGAUUUGUUCAAAUAAAUUUGAUCUACAAAA